Molecule: messenger RNA, 2595 nt
Organism: Labrus bergylta (ballan wrasse)
Lineage: Eukaryota; Metazoa; Chordata; Actinopteri; Labriformes; Labridae
Gene: smu1a
Product: SMU1 DNA replication regulator and spliceosomal factor a
Biological process (GO): mRNA splicing, via spliceosome
Cellular component (GO): precatalytic spliceosome
Molecular function (GO): protein binding
Source: RefSeq, a predicted model, not a curated record
GCGUCCGUCCUGCUGCGUGUAGUUUCUUCCCUUUGCUGCAGAUUCAAGAGUGUCUUUUUGGGCUACUUUUUUUGAGAUAAACAAUCAUGUCUCUGGAGGUGGAAUCCGCAGAUGUGAUCCGUCUCAUCAUGCAGUACUUGAAGGAAAAUAACCUGCAGCGGACACUGGUCACCCUGCAGGAGGAGACCACAGUGUCUCUGAACACUGUGGACAGUAUCGAGAGCUUUGUGGCAGACAUAAACAGCGGCCACUGGGAUACUGUCCUGCAAGCCAUCCAGUCCCUCAAGCUGCCAGAUAAGACCCUUAUAGACCUUUAUGAACAGGUGGUGCUGGAGCUGAUCGAGUUGAGAGAGUUGGGUGCGGCACGUUCACUCCUCAGGCAGACCGACCCCAUGAUCAUGCUGAAACAGACCCAACCAGAGAGAUACAUCCACCUGGAGAACCUGCUAGCCCGCUCUUACUUCGAUCCAAGAGAGGCGUAUCCAGAUGGCAGCAGUAAAGAGAAGAGGCGAGCAGCCAUCGCCCAGGCCCUGGCAGGGGAGGUCAGCGUGGUGCCUCCCUCUCGUCUUAUGGCUCUGCUGGGACAGUCUUUGAAGUGGCAGCAGCAUCAGGGUCUCCUGCCUCCUGGCAUGACCAUCGAUUUGUUCCGAGGUAAAGCGGCUGUAAAAGAUGUGGAGGAGGAGCGCUUCCCCACCCAGCUCAGCAGACACAUCAAGUUUGGACAGAAAUCUCAUGUGGAGUGUUCCAGAUUCUCCCCUGAUGGUCAGUAUCUGGUCACCGGCUCUGUGGACGGCUUCAUUGAGGUGUGGAACUUCACCACCGGCAAAAUCAGAAAGGAUUUAAAGUACCAGGCUCAGGAUAACUUCAUGAUGAUGGACGACGCUGUGUUGUGUAUGUGCUUCAGUCGAGACACAGAGAUGUUGGCAACUGGAGCUCAGGAUGGGAAGAUCAAGGUGUGGAAGAUCCAGAGCGGUCAGUGUUUGAGAAGGUUUGAACGCGCCCACAGUAAAGGAGUUACAUGCGUCAGUUUCUGUAAGGACAGCAGUCAGCUCCUCAGUGCCUCCUUUGACCAGACCAUCAGAAUCCAUGGACUGAAGUCAGGUAAAACCCUCAAAGAGUUCCGUGGUCACUCCUCGUUUGUAAACGAAGCCACCUUCACUCCGGACGGCCACCACAUCAUCAGCGCUUCCUCGGACGGUACAGUCAAGGUGUGGAACAUGAAGACCACUGAGUGCACCAACACCUUCAAGCCUCUGGGCACGUCAGCCGGCACAGACAUCACAGUGAACAACGUCGCUCUGCUGCCAAAGAACCCGGAGCACUUCGUAGUGUGUAACCGCUCCAAUACAAUGGUCAUCAUGAACAUGCAGGGACAGAUCGUGAGGAGUUUCAGCUCUGGUAAGAGGGAAGGCGGUGACUUUGUGUGCUGCACUCUGUCGCCCCGAGGCGAGUGGAUCUACUGCGUGGGAGAAGACUUUGUGCUCUACUGUUUCAGCACAGUCACCGGCAAGCUGGAGAGAACGCUGACGGUCCACGAGAAGGAUGUGAUCGGCAUCGCCCACCACCCCCAUCAGAACCUGAUCAGUACCUACAGUGAGGAUGGUCUGCUGAAGCUCUGGAAGCCUUGACGUGUUUUUUCUCAGACUGAAAUUAGACGUUCUCACUCGACAUCUUCUCUCCUCACUCUGGAUAGUCCUCCGCCCUUUUUGUCGGUUGUUGUUGUUGUAUGUUGGGAAUCAUUGUCUUUCAGGUCACUGGUCUGGACUUUAAACUGGGGUGAAUAAUAGAACCACCAAGUUUGACAUUUAAUCAGCUGCAGAUUUCAUCUUAUAAUUGUGACUCUUUUUGUACCUUUGAAGUCUUACAGCUGAAUAAAGGUAACUAAGGACAGUGAGGUAUUUGCAGAGUAGAACCUUAUUUAACUGAAUUUGUAAUUCUGAGAAACCGUUUUCACUUUAUCCAACAGUAAAAUGAUUUAACAUCUACUCUACAAAGAUUAACACUGUUAAUUAAUUGAGUAUUAGUCAUUGCUUUGCAGAGGGAGUUAAAAACAUACAAUUAUUACAAAUACUGUGAACGCAGUCAUUAACCAUGUUUGGAACAUGUUUAUCCAGACUUUUGAGAAUUUAACUUAUUCCCCCUUGAUGUUUAGUUUUAUGUCAAAGUUCAAUAAGGUUCUGCUGUCCAACACGUGAAGUCUAAAGACAUUGAUAAGAUUCACCAUGAGAAUCUUCAGACAAAGUAACGAGGUGACUCAGAUUUUCAGGGUGAGGAGUGUAAGAUACGUGACUCAGUUCUUGUUUUGAAAAUUCUUUUUUUGUACAUAUUUUUUAUUUGCAUCUUGAUUUUUUCAAAAGACCUGGUUAAAUAGUGUGUGGUUGAUUGUCCGUCUGAUUUUCUUCUUUUUUAACUCCCCAAAGAAUUGAGUGACAUCCCCUAAAAUUAUUUCAUACACUUCUUUGUUAACUGAAAUGAUUCAGUUCUUACUAAGAGACCCAAGUAAAACAUGCAAAUUAACAUCAAAGCCAAUGUACCCUGAUUUGAAGACGUCACAUGUAAUAUGUCUUUAUUAUUAUUAAAGCUGUUUAACCAGAA